UGCUAUCCUCCUUGCUCACAUAGCUAUCGUAUCCAAAUGUAAUACCAUAACUCUCCCCUCCAAUUUUUCUUUUUCUUUUAUAUAUAUAUAUCCCACACUCCUAGCUUCCUCCCAGCUUCUCAGCUGAAGAAGCACAGCCCUUUCCCCUUUCUUUUCUGCCAUACAAAUACCUUCCUACUUGUCAUCAUCUUGUCCUUGCAAAACCCAAUACCUAUCCUCUUCUACAAAUAGACAUUGUUCUCUUAUUUCAAGCCCAGCUCUGCAAUUCUCUUCACUUCCAUGUUUGUUGAUAUCUGUUCUUGACGUUGAAUAAUAUUAUAUCCACCAGGAAGGUUCUUGGACCUAGCUAACACCACUUCACUGCCUGUGAUCUUAUUCUCUGAGUUAUUAUCUAAAUGGAACUGGAACAGAGGACUCUCAUCAAUGAACUAAACCAAGGGAAGGAGCUAGCAGAACAGCUCAGGAGCUAUCUUAACCCUGCAUCAUCACUUGAAACGCGUCAAUUCCUAAUUGAGAAGAUACUUUCUUCCUAUGACAAAGCACUUUCAAUGCUAAAUUGGGAUGCUUUCGGUUUCGGGGUUCAGGUUCAACCUACCAUUUUGGAAUCACGGCAUUCCUUUCCCAAGGAUACUAGCCCAAGGACUGAUGUCUCCGAUCAAGAUCAAGAUCAAAAGACUGUUUUCAAGAAGAGAAAGACACAAGAGCGAUUUACUGAACAAGUCAGGGUUUGCUUAGGAACGGGAGUAGAAGGGCCACUCGAUGAUGGUUACAGAUGGAGGAAAUAUGGGCAAAAAGUUAUUCUUGGAGCUAAUUUUCCAAGGGAAUACUAUAGAUGCACUCACCGUCACUCACAAGGUUGUUUAGCCAUGAAGCAAGUUCAAAGAUCGGACGAGGACCCCUCAAUUUUCGAAGUGACAUAUCGAGGAAGACAUACAUGUGUCCAGGCUUCUCAUUUUGCCAUUUCAAACCAAGUUCAUCCUCAACAACAGAAGCAGCCACAUUUUGAAGAGAAGUUAAAACCAUCAAAAGAAGCAUUUAACAUGGGAGAAGAGCUUCAAGUUAAAGCCAAAGAUUUGAACACAAGGGAGGAAAUUUUUCCCUCCUUUUUCUUUCUGGAUGAAUUUAUCGAGAAGGAAAAUGAGGGUGAAUCCACCUAUUUCGUAGGUAGCAUUUCCCCAGCAUUUAUAUCCCCGGCAACAUCAGAAUCCAAUUAUUUAUCAACUUCGCCUUGCAAGGUGGAUAGCUUUGGCAUAGGCUACGAUGUGCAGGCUCCAAAGUCAGAACUUACUGAUAUAAUUUCAGCUCCAACUUCUGUCACCAAUUCUCCUGUCGAUGAUUUGGAUAUCUCUAACUUCAACUUUGAUAUCAAUUUUCCAUUCGACGACAACGUGUUGGGUUAUUAGCAUUGACAGGGAGAUUAAACAUCAACGUCUCCUACAUGGGGAUAGGCAUGAGCAAGAAGUUUUUCCGUUGAUCGGUAGUUAAAAUUUUGGAAAUAAUGCGUGGCCUUUUAGUUCAUUUUUUUUCCUUUUUGGUUAGUUCCAGAGAUUGUAGGGAUUAUUGUAAUUCCCUUUUUUUUUGUCUCCUGCUCUGAAUCUUGAAUGUUGUAGGCCAAAAAUGGAAUAUUAAUUGUAGUAAAAUAGUUCAAAUAAUUAACUUUAAUGAGUUUGGAAUUAAA
Molecule: messenger RNA, 1678 nt
Organism: Hevea brasiliensis (rubber tree)
Lineage: Eukaryota; Viridiplantae; Streptophyta; Magnoliopsida; Malpighiales; Euphorbiaceae
Product: probable WRKY transcription factor 46
Exons: 3
Coding region: 396-1403 (335 amino acids)
Biological process (GO): regulation of DNA-templated transcription
Cellular component (GO): nucleus
Molecular function (GO): transcription cis-regulatory region binding; DNA-binding transcription factor activity
Source: RefSeq, a predicted model, not a curated record